Ilex paraguariensis (yerba mate) is the source of this 393-nucleotide messenger RNA. NCBI's taxonomy places the organism in Eukaryota, Viridiplantae, Streptophyta, Magnoliopsida, Aquifoliales, Aquifoliaceae. The record is from the annotation of a GenBank genome assembly.
AUGACCCAAUAUGAAACCAUUCUAUUUUUCAAAGGCUUAAGUUUGACACAGGAAAAACUAUGGCAGUGGUAUUGUAGACAAUUACAUAAAUUAUGCCUUCACACUAACUAUAGAGAAGAUGAGCUCAUUCAAUCAACUCCAAAGGAUUGCAGAAUGGAUAAUACUAUCUGCAACCAAAACAUUAUUUUUUAUAUCCUUAAUGAUGAAAAUUCUAUGCACAAGUUUCCCCAAACCACAUCACGUAAGCUGAUCUCAAGUCAAACAUCUCCAAACAAAGCUUACACACCAUCUUUAACAAAAUUAUAUCAACAUUCUAAUGCAAGAAAACUUUCAAAAAGGAGCUAUUACUUUGAAAGUGGCAUCAUAAAACCUAUGAAGCACCAAUUAGGCUAG